AUGUCCGCGUCCGCGCCCCACGCCCACGGGCGCACCCCCGUGCGGCGCAGGGGGCAUCAACACCACCCGCGGAUGAGAGGCGACCGCCUUCCCGCCCCCGGGCCAACCGUAAACAAAACUCCGUCCAAAGAAGUGACCUUAGAAACAGACGAUGUUGUGUCUUGUGUCAAUAGUGUUAGUGAAUCUCAAGAAAUGACAAGGACGAGUAGUGACGAUGCACUUUCAAAUCGAAAUAUAAGCGACGACUCGAAUAUCGAUGAUGACUUUACCUUUGACACAAAUAUUCCGGAGUCAGAAACAAUUGAACUCUCCGACGAUGAUUUCUCUUUUAAAGAAGAAAGGUCAUCGGGUGAUGGCGCGGAGAUGGUGCCUCCAGUCUCCGAUAUCAUAUCGGAUGAUGACCCUGAGACAGCAGAACUUGCUAAACUUAGAUGCCCUAGUGAAUGUACUGAAGUGUUGGCAGCUAGAGAAAAUCGUAGAAAUAGAAGAUGUGCAGAUUAUCCCGGUCUCGCAUUUGGUAGUUCUAUUUUCUCAUCUGACACAAUAAUGAAAUUUUCCAUUAUCAAGAAUGAGUUGCAGAAUAUAAAGAAUACGGCAUUAAAAAGGCAAGGUACGAUUCUCGACGUAUUGAAGAAGAAAAUGCGUCAAACAAAAGAGGAAAUGGAAAAAUAUAAGGACGAGUGUGAGGAAUACCACAAACGGUUACAAGUGGAAAUAAUGCGAAGAGAAGAAGCCGAAUCCGAAGUGGCUGCACUCAACCGUCGUAUCCAAUUGUUGGAGGAGGACCUUGAGAGGUCUGAGGAGAGGCUCGCAACAGCCACAGCUAAGCUCGCUGAGGCCAGCCAAGCCGCCGAUGAGUCUGAACGAAUACGCAAGGCGUUGGAGAACCGAACGAACAUGGAGGAUGACCGCGUCGCCAUCUUAGAAGCACAGCUUUCCCAGGCGAAACUCAUAGCGGAAGAGUCCGACAAGAAAUACGAAGAGUUAUUUGUUAUCGGCGACAGUGCCCGCAAGGUUCUGGAGAACAGGUCAUUGGCUGAUGAAGAACGUAUGGAUGCCUUGGAGAACCAGCUCAAGGAAGCCAGGUUCCUUGCUGAGGAAGCUGACAAGAAAUACGAUGAGGUCGCUCGUAAGCUGGCUAUGGUUGAGGCUGAUUUGGAGCGCGCUGAGGAGCGCGCCGAGACUGGUGAAUCCAAAAUCGUCGAGCUUGAGGAGGAACUUCGCGUUGUCGGUAACAACCUGAAGUCCCUUGAGGUCUCUGAGGAGAAGGCAAACCAACGUGAAGAGGAGUACAAAAAUCAAAUCAAAACCCUGACCACCCGCCUAAAGGAGGCGACGCAAAGGGAAGAAACGUUCGAGUCUCAGGUGAAAUUGUUGGACGCGUCGCUCAAAGAGGCUGAAGCUCGCGCUGAAUUUGCUGAGCGCUCUGUCCAAAAACUACAAAAGGAGGUCGACAGGCUCGAAGACGAUCUGGUGUCCGAGCGCGAAAAGAGCAAACUCCUGCAGGAGGAAAUGGAAGCCACGCUCCACGAUAUCCAGAACAUGUGA
Molecule: messenger RNA, 1548 nt
Organism: Pieris macdunnoughi
Lineage: Eukaryota; Metazoa; Arthropoda; Insecta; Lepidoptera; Pieridae
Source: the annotation of a GenBank genome assembly